Ipomoea triloba (trilobed morning glory) is the source of this 1167-nucleotide messenger RNA. RefSeq names its product F-box/kelch-repeat protein At3g23880-like. The transcript has a single exon. Bases 1 to 1167 code for a protein of 388 amino acids. NCBI's taxonomy places the organism in Eukaryota, Viridiplantae, Streptophyta, Magnoliopsida, Solanales, Convolvulaceae. The record is from RefSeq and is a predicted model, not a curated record. Gene Ontology annotation, molecular function: protein binding.
AUGUACUUACAAAUUGAUGUGAUUCGUCUCAUACUUUUGAAUGUGGAGGUAGAAGCUCUCAUCCGAUUUCAAUGCGUAUGCAAAGAAUGGCGUUCCACAAUACAACACCCCGAUUUCAAGCUCUCCUACCGCGGACCAAGGCGAGUGCUGGCCGCCGCGGCCUCCGACAGCAAAUUAACAUUUACAUCCAUAACCAACAAUAAUAGUCCCCGCAUUAAAACCCUAUUCCAGGUCAGUGAGAAUCACUCCUUCCUUGACACGUUUCGCCCCCUCGUUCGUUUGUGGUCUGGUGUUUGGUGCUCUUGCAACGGCCUUGUGCUUUUCUCCAUGGGAAAACAUAUUCUGUUGUGGAACCCCUCCACUCGUUGCUGCACAAAAGUGCUUGAGCUUUCACUCCGGACCGAUAGGGAUAGGUAUGUCUUCUCAGGGCUAUGUUACGUCUCGUCCACGGGAGAUUACAAGGCUGUUUUGUUACUGGGCUCUCGCUAUUAUGCCCCUCUAUGGGUUGCCAGCCUCAAGAACAAAGAGUGGCUAAAAAUGCCAUUUCCUUACUUGCCACACUCGUCUAUAGAUGACGGCAUUAAUUUUCGCAACACACUCCAUUUGAGGGCAAUUUGUAGGUAUACCAGACGUGAAAUGAUCAUUGUUUUUGAGGUGGAGAGCGAUGAGUUCAAAGAGCUUGAGCUGCCCACCCCUGAACUUCACGGAGGAGGGAAAAGAGCCAUUCUUGGCCUGGGAAUCAUGGACGGUUGUCUCUGCAUGGCUAACAAGGGGGAAGAAAGAAGGGAGGAACUACAAGUGUGGGUUAUGAAGGAAUAUGGAGUGAAGGAAUCGUGGGUCUGUCAGUUUGUUAUCUCUGCCCCUGCCUCUGAAUUAUUCAAUUUUGGUUUUAGUGCCACCACAUUAUACCCUUCCAAAUGCAAUACCAAAGUGCUGAUAUGCAGUUGUUACUGUGGCUCCUGGGAAAUAUUUGUUUAUGAUGUGAAGAAUAACAAACCCGACAAUCAUUUUUCGGAAGAAUCAAAAUAUUGUGGUGAUGCUGCUGCUAUAUGUUCUUAUGUUCAGAGUUUUGUUUCGCCACAUGAAUUUAUUUGGAAAGAUGAUCAACACAAAUCCUCCGAGAAUGAUGUUGUGUUAAGGUUUAUUUUGGAAAUGUUUAAUAUCUGA